Messenger RNA from Arachis stenosperma, 1036 nucleotides. RefSeq names its product lectin-like. The record is from RefSeq and is a predicted model, not a curated record. The coding region runs from base 54 to 773 and encodes 239 amino acids. The transcript has a single exon. Gene Ontology annotation, molecular function: carbohydrate binding. Lineage: Eukaryota; Viridiplantae; Streptophyta; Magnoliopsida; Fabales; Fabaceae.
AUUGCUCAUUAUAUCACUCACCAUAAGAUCCUGUUCCAACCUAAACCAAAGCCAUGUCUUCUACCUCUUUUACCUUCAACAAAUUUGAGUUUAAUAACGAGAAGGACCUCAUCUUCCAAGGAGAUGCAUCCAUCUCAAAAAACAAUGUCUUAAACCUCACCAAAGUGGACCAAAAUGGGUUACCACUAGGUACUAGUGUUGGCAGAGUCUUGUACUCUGCUCCUAUUCACCUCUUCAGUAGCUCUGCUUUGGCCUCAAGCUUUGAAACCACCUUCACCUUCCGGAUCUCAUCAAACAACUCUAAUAACGUCGGUGACGGCCUUGCAUUUUUCAUUGCCGCACCGGAAACUACCAUCCCCCCCGGUUCCAACGGCAGAUUACUCGGUCUCUUCAGCGGCCCGUACACAACUGAUAAAGUAGUUGCUGUUGAAUUUGAUACUUAUCCUAACCGCGACAUUGGGGAUCCAGAUUUUACCCACAUCGGGAUUGAUAUCAACACUCUAAAAUCAUCUGCCGUUGGUAAGUGGAGCGUGCAAAGUGGAGCAAUAGCCACUGCAUACAUAUCCUAUGACUCUGUUUCUAAGAUACUAAGUGUUAUCUCUUCAUACCCAAACGCGGCUCCAGUAACGGUUACUCAUGCUUUUGACCUGGACAAGACACUUCCUGAAUGGGUUCGGGUUGGGUUUUCUGCCUCCACUGGGCUAUACUCGCAGACAAAUGAUAUUCUAUCCUGGUCUUUCAGGUCAACGUUGACCACCAACAACAUUGUGUAGGAACCAUGGAUGUUCAAGUGUUGUCUUAAGGUCCUCACUCUUCUCAAUUUGCCAAUAAGGACAAAGUAGUGUAGUCCAUUGUUGUUGUUUCUGCUUUUCAGUGUGUAGCAUACUCUUCAAAUUUGUGUUGUCUCUUUCAAUUAUCUAUGACGAGAAAGGUUGUAGCUUGGAUGGGGUUUCAUCCAAUUGAAGUGCUAUACCGCUAUAUGUUGCUUAAUUGGUUAACUUCUUUGUUCUUGGAAUAAAAAAGCAUGUUCGAUGAA